UCAUGGUUCGAAUUAUUAUCAUUAUAUCACGCCGACCGGCGCUAGGUCACUAGGUUACACUGUCGAAGUGUAGACAUGAUUGAGAUUUGAGACUACAACUACAACUGGUAGAUGCGUAACAGUACCAAUAUAGUAGAAAUGAGUUCCAGUAACGCGGCGUCAGGUUACCAACGCCAUUAGUGGUUAAUGGUCACACAGCUCUGGUUGUACACAUAACAAUGGUCCAACCGGUGAUGGAGGUUCGAUGAUUUUAAGAUUUUAUCGAUCUUGAGCAUGGCAUAAAUAACAACUAUAUAGCGUUGCGUACAUAUCACCGCGGGAUUUUAUACAGUGCUCUAAACUAACCUUAUACAGUUUAAAUAAAUACAACCGUGCCCGCUUAGUCCAUGAUUUCGGAAAAAGUGUCUGGACGACGCGACAGGUUAACCGCGUACCCACGCUACUGCGCAGUGCGCAUUCUUCUUUUCGGUAGUCAAUGUUUGGUUUUGUUCGGAGUUUCGGACAUUUCUAACCUAUUGUCCUAUUGCUGUUGGCGAGUUGACGGCCAUUUUAUGAGUGUAAAUGUGUACUGACCACUUUCCUCUGCGUCGAUGGCCUCUGCUAUAUUUUUUCCUUGAGUAAUUGAAUAUUUAUUUGAUUAUAUAAAAGGAAUAAUAAUUGAAAAUGGACACUACAAUGAAAGAAACAUCCGAGGAAACAUCUAACAAUAAUCAGCCCAAUGCUAGUUCAACUGAAGAUUACUCGGGAGUAUUUAAUGAUGGUAUUGAUGAGCCAAAUGUACCUCGUUCAAUAAUCAGUACAAAUUUUAGUGAAAAGGCUUUUGAUGCCAUUAUACAUCAUAUCAAGACAGAAAAUUGUUCACUUUUUGAUGAAGAAUGUAGUGAUUCAGAAGAUACUAUCAGUAUAAUUUCUGAACCAGUUGAUACUAAAAAUAUAAAUCAACCACUAGUAAAUAUGUGGUGUAAUGUAGCUUCUACAUCUGGUGAAAAACAUGUAAAUAUUUCUGAAUCAAAUUCACAGGUACUCUCAGAUACGAAAUUAGUCAAGGAAUUAGUUGACAGUAAAAUUACAAGUAAGUGUACAAGAUUAACUUCAACGGCCAUCAUGAAAUUAUCAUCUAAACCAUUAUCACAUGUUUGUCUACAAAAUUGCUUAUGGUGUAAGAAACUUUUUCGUGUACUUGACAGUCCUUAUCAUAUUAGUCAGAUUCGAAGCAUUGACAAGCAAAAUGAAUUUUUAAAAAUUGAACCAACGCUAACUAUUGAUUCAUGCCUUUGUGAUUUUUGUUGGAAAUUUCUGGAAAAAAGUUACAAAUCCAAUAUGGCUGAAAAAAAAACUGGCGAUCUUUCUUUUUUACAUAAAAGGGCUAGACUAUUAGAACGAUAUCCUAAAAAAUCUUCAUCAAAAAAUAAAUCACAGUCCAGGCGAUGUUCAAUGCAUUAUUGCUCUAAACCUCAUGUCCAUAAAGUGUCUGUGGAACAAUACAAUACAAUCACACAAUUAUUAUCAACAUUUGAAUUUUACAAUUUUGUUUUUGUUCCUUCCCGGAAAACAUCUCCAGAGUUAUUGAAGUUUCCCUUUUGUCUUUGCAAUAACGAUUUAGCCAUAAUUGUUACGAUAACUUCAUGUCAAAUAUGUGGUGACAAUCUACAAGAACCUUUCAAUACUGAUGACUGGUUAAUGUAUGAAAGAUGGAAUUGGAAAUUAAUUACCAAUAAAAUGCCUUUACUGCUGAAAGCUGGUAUGUUUCUAUGUGUGACUUGUAAAAUAAGUCUUUCUACAGAAAGUGGUGCUUUCCCAGCUAUUGUAUUGCCUAAAUUACUGGAAAAUAUCAAUUCAAUGAAACAACUGCGUUUAAAAAUUUAUGGACCACCGCCAUAUAACUUAUAUAAUAUAUGUCAAGAACCAACAUAUUGUAUUGCACCUCCCAUUGUUGUUCCUAAUAUGAUGAAACAACAACGUGUUCGUUCAGAAAUAAAAGUCAUGUUUUCUGAUCCUUUGAUAACUGCAAAUUUUCAUUAUGAAUAUGAUGAUGAUGAUGAUGAUAAAAAUAAUACAGAUACAUUUAUAACAAGCACUAAACUUUGUGUACCAAAAUUAGAACCAAUAGAUGAAGGACUUAAUUCUGUAAAACUUGAAGAAGGAUAUGUUCAGGCAUCUAUGGCUAAUGAAGAUCCUAAUGUGAGUGGUAUUGAAAUAACUAACUCAUUAAUUAAGAGUGUUGAUAUAAAAACUGAAUACAUACCUGAUCAAAAUUCUUCAGAAAAUAUGUGUGAAGAUAAUUAUUUUACUGAUAGUAUGACAAAUUAUGUUGUAACUACCAGUAUAGACGAUAAUAAAGACUUGUUACACUCACAUAUUAAAAACGAGAUGUCUACAAAUGAAAAUAUCAAUCAAUAUCCAGGAAUUGCUAAUGUUAAUUCACUUCAAAAUCAAUAUCAUGUUGACAAUUUAAAAAUUGAGGAAAAUGGGUCAGAGAUUAUUGAUGAAUAUUCACACCAAGUUGGUAAUGGACACAAUGAAAUAGAAAAUUAUCAAAGUGAGUCAGAAAUUUCUGAUGUUAAUUCUCAACAAGAUGUAUGUAAUGUUGCUCAAUAUAAAAAUAACACGAAUCUUAUGGUAAAUAAUCAGUGUAUGAAUAUAAUAAAUACAAUAAAUGAAACUAAAUAUUUAAAUGAGUCUGACAACAGCGUGUAUUCAAAUAUUGCAGCAGUAGAACCACCUAAAGCAAUAGAAUUAUUAAAGAGAAAACGUACUAUUUCAAAUAGAGGUGUGAAGAAACAAAGACUGAAUGAAAUAAACAGUUCCUAUGACAAUAGUUCCAUAAGUGAUAAUACUAUCAGCAAUAUAAAUAUUGCUCAUCCGAAUACAAGUACAAAUAUUGCUCAUCCAAGUACAAGUACAAAUAUUGCUAAUCAAAGUACAAGUACAAAUAUUGCUAAUCAAAGUACAAGUACAAAUAUUGCUCAUCCAAGUACAAGUACAAAUAUUGCUCCUCAUCCAAGUACAAGUACAAAUAUUGCUAAUCCAAGUACAAGUACAAAUAUUGCUAAUCAAAGUACAAGUACAAAUAUUGCUCAUCCAAGUACAAGUACAAAUAAUGUUCAAAAUCUCCCAAGUAAUUUGAAUGAAAUAUUUACAAUGUCACCAAGUGCAAUAUGGAUUGCUGAUAUGCCAACACUUGAUAUAAAUCAUGCUAGUACAAGUACAAAUAAUGUUCAAAAUCUCCAAGUAAUUUGAAAAAUAUUUACAAUGUCACCAAGUGAUUACUGGAUUGCUAAUGUGCCAACACUUGAUAUAAAUCAUGCUCGCAGUUCGGAACAAAAUUGUUGUGGAUAUCCUAGAAUUUCAUCAGAAUCCAUAACUUUAUCAGACUCUGAAUAUAUAGAACCUAAUACUGAUGUUUCAUUGGAUUGUGAAGUGUUUUCUGAUACCGAUAGUGAAUUUUCUUCUUUUACUCCAAACAUUAAUUCACCGGAAACAGAUUUUAUAAUUGUUUCAGAUGAAAAUGAUUUAGAUUCUGAUGAUGAUGACAUAGUAGAUACAGAAGAUUUGAAUAAUGACAUAGUAGAUACAGAAGAUUUGAAUAAUGACAUAGUAGAUACAGAAGAUUUGAAUAAUGACAUAGUAGAUACAGAAGAUUUAAAUAAUGACAUAGUAGAUACAGAAGAUUUGAAUAAUGACAUAGUAGAUACAGAAGAUUUGAAUAAUGACAUAGUAGAUACAGAAGAUUUGAAUAAUGACAUAGUAGAUACAGAAGAUUUAAAUAAUGACAUAGUAGAUACAGAAGAUUUGAAUAAUGACAUAGUAAAUACAGAAAAUUUGAAUAAUGACAUAGUAAAUACAGAAGAUUUGAAUAAUGACAUAGUAAAUACAGAAGAUUUAAAUAAUGACAUAGUAAAUACAGAAGAUUUAAAUAAUGACAUAGUAGAUACAGAAGAUUUGAAUGAUGACAUAGUAAAUACAGAAGAUUUAAAUAAUGACAUAGUAGAUACAGAAAAUUUGAAUAAUGACAUAGUAGAUACAGAAGAGUUUAAUAAUGACAUAGUAGAUACAGACGAUUUUGAAACAGCAAUAUCUGAAAAUAUAUUAAAUACAACUAACCGUUUAAACCAACUAAAAGAAAUAAAUUGGACAAUUGUGGAUGAUGUAAAAAAGUCUGAACAUGUAAUUGAAGAAUCCCAUGGUAAAGUUGAACUACCUUCUGGUGAUGAGGAAUCUCACUGUAUAAUGAUAUCUGAGAAUAGGAGUAAUAUAAUAAACAGUUUGAUUGUAUCUGAUAAUGAAAUUGAACAAUCGUCUGGUGACGAGGAAUCGCAAACUAUGGAUAUAUCUGAGAAUGAAAAUAAUAUAAUAGACAGUAUGGUUAUAUCUUAUGAUGAAACUAAAAUAUCAGAUAUUAUACCAAUGUUGAACAGAAAUAAUGUAAUAAAUUCUCAAGCUUUACAACCGUUGAGUAUUAAUAAUUCAAGAAAUAAAUCUGGUUUUUUUGAAUUUCCUUAUUUACAACUAACAGGCAAUAAUAGUUUUAAUGAUUUUUCACCUGAUGUUUUACCUGAUGAGUUACAUGAAUAUUUUGAGGACAUUUGUGAAGGUAUAAGAUUUUUUAUGAAUAAUGUUGAAGAUCAAUCGUUUAAAAAUUUAUGUUCCGUAAUAGGCAAUGAAACAGAAAUGCUUCUGUAUCUGAUGGAAAACUUAAGAAUGCUUUACAGAGGAGAAUUAAUUCUUUCUGAUACAGCCUGCCCCUCUGAUCAAAAUUAUUACACUGAACAAAUGGAAACUUUAUACAAUCAUUAUGGUGUCCCUGAAUUGAAUAUUAAUGCCUCAAAGCCAUUCAUACAUUCAUCAUCACGCUUACAUCAGUAUAGCAAACGAUUAUCGCCUACUGUGGAACCUCUUAAAAUCACGGAUAUUACAUUUACUAGUACAUCGGUCCAGAAUUCUUCAAAUGUUUCAUAUACCCCGCCAAAAGAUACUGCAACAGACAUAAGUGUAUCUAAAAUAACAAAUAGAUACACACCCUACAAAGCUAAAAAAUCAUUUCCUUUAAUGAAUCCAUUAUCUAAUUCAAGAAAUAUUGUGUCUAGAUCUUCAAAAACCCGCACACCAUGCACAAAGCUAUUAUUAUCUAAUGUAAUCCCCUACUCACCAAAUGAUAAAUCGACAUCUUCAACUCCACAUCAAACUCAAAUUAAAGUCCAAUUACCAUUUGCUGUUCAAAAAAGAAAACGUGAUAACACUAAAGUUUUUUAUUGUCCUAAAAUUCUUCCGCCACCACCACCAGCUAUUCCAAUACCAAAUGCAAUGAGGUCAUCAAUUAUGCAAACAAAACCUCCAGUUUCCUUGCAAAAAAACCAACACAGUAUAAAUUAUUAAUAAUUCAUUUUAUUUUAUUAUAAAUGAAUAAUAGAUUUCAAAUGAUAUAGUAAACUUCUUUUUAACUACAAUAUUUUUCUUGUAAAUCAAUUUAUCGCUAACCAAGUCACAGCAUACAUUGCGUACAUUUUAAAUAAUUAAAUAAGAUUAAUUAAUAAAUUAAAUUCAAACAUAUAAAAUAUUAAUGAUAUCAGUUAUAUAUACUAUAAGUGUAGUUAUACUUGAUAUUAAAUCCUUGUUUAUAUAAUAUGAUAUGAUAAAUUAAAAUAUAUAUCAAUAGAAAUCUAUUAUUAUUAUUACUAUUUUUUUUUCAAUUUGAAAAAAAAAUAUGAACUGAUUUAUUUUUAAACUUGAGUUGUUAAAUAUUGAAUAAUCAAUUUAAAAUUAUGUUCUAAAACUUUCUUUUACAUUAUGACUGAAUUUAUUGUCGGCUGAUUUUAAAACACAUUAUAUUAUUUUUAAUUAGUAUGUAAAAUAAACACAAGAUAAAAAAAUAAAUUAAAAUUAAAUUUUAGAUAUUCAUACUAUUUGUGUAGUUAUAAUUAUUAUAAUCUUAAAUCCUUUGCUAUCUAUUUAAUAUAUAAAAAUUAUAAAGGAUUUAUCAUAAUAUAUAUCUAUCAAUAUAUAUGUAGUAUAUAUAUUAUGAUAAAAUGAAUUAAAACUUAUAUUAUUUAAUACCUAUUUUAAUUAUUUAUUUUCUUUUUUAAUAUUGACAAUGUUUAAAAAUGAAAAUAGAUAUUGAUUUAAUUAUUAUUAAAAUUAAUUAAUAAUGAUUUUAGUACAACCAACUGAACCUAAUAUACACAUUAACACCAACAAACGAAAAUGUUAAUAGCUUAUAAUUACUUGGUAAAUUAUUGCUCAAAUAAAAUGAUUAGGUGCCAUUGAAUAUUAAGAAAUAAGAAUAUUACAAUUUUUCUAAAAUACUAAAACAAUUUAAUAGACUUUAAAUGAAUACAUACAAUGCUAUAUAAACACCUCUAAAAUUUGAUAUUCACAUAUUUGAUGACAUUAAAAGAUUUAUGUAUAUUAUAUUAUAUUGAUUGGAAAUGUAUGGGCAUGAGUAGGUUUUAUAUAUUUUAUUGUUAAUUUUUUUUUUUUUACAAAACUCAAUGUAAGCACUAACCUAACUUAUUCACAUUAUGUGUGUGUGUGACUUCAGUAGCUUUUUCAUUAACAAACAGUAAUUUUUUAUAUAAGUUGUAAGGUUAAUGUUGUGGAAAUGUAAAAUUUUUAAAUGAAUUGUACAUUAUAGUUUAACUUUUUUUUUUUAUCAAUUGUGAAUAAAUAUAGAAAUUUAAGUGCAUGAAAUACAAAAUUCAUUGGUGAAGAAGUGGAUGUGGAUUGGGCAUUUACCAGACAUGGUUCCGUUGAAGAAAGCUAAUUUGAAUAUAUGGAUUAAACGUGGUGUUGGAUGCUGUUUUAAUGUUUUUUAUCUAAAAGCAAUGAUUGGUAUUACUCUUAGUUACUUUAAGAUGUGUACCAUGUAUGACACUGAAGCUUAAUAAGGACAAAAAGUUAUUAAUUGAUUAUAUUAAUCCGAAACCCAAAAAGUCAUCACGAACUAUUUUGCAGAGCUCUCCGGGGAACACAGACAAACUGCCAAUGAAACGACAAUUCAAAUAUUUAAUACAUAUAAUGGUACCUAAUACCUAUUACUUACUAAACAAAUGUCUAAGCUUACAAAUUUUACCAAUUUGAUGAUGCUUUUGAUAGAUCAAGUAAUAUUUUAUAUCCGUGAUAUUUUUUUAAAAAAAAAGUGCAUAGAACUCAGUUGGAAAUUGGAGUCAAUUAGUACUUAAUGAUAUUAAAAACUGGAUUGUUUGUGAAGAGAUUAAUUAUCAUGCAAUAUGACUAAAAAAAAUAGCUAGUACUUACCUGUAUCUGAAAAUGUAUGAAAAAUUAUGUCAAAAUCUGUAUCAAAUGGUAGAUGCUGUAAUCCUGAAACCAACGAAGAAUAUAAUAACAAAUUCACUAGUUAUAAAGCCAAAAAUUACUUUUUUUGAUAACACUAGUUUAAAAAAAUAAUAACUUAAUAAUUUACUUAUUCCUUUUUAAUUUUUUUUGUUUUUAAUAAAAUGUCUUGUAACUUAACUUGGUUAAUAAAAUUAUUGUUAAAGUUCAAGUUAUUUGUAUAAAGUUAUUUACAAAUUUUUGUAUUGUAAUAUUUUUUACAUUAAUUUAUGGUAAUUUUUUUAUAACUUAAAAUCAUAUAAUAUUUUAAAUUUAGAUAAAUACUAUCAUAUGAGCUCUGCGAUAAGAAUAUUAUUAUCGUGGUGGCCUGGACUGUUUAUACAAAACCGGUCUAUCAAUUAGAAAUAGCAAUAAUAAUACUGAUUAUUUUUUUAUUUUUCAUUGUCCAUUAAAUGUUUAAAUGCUUUAAUUACUUAUAUAUUGUCUACUCAUUCUAAUUAUUCUAAUGGAUUUUAAAUCUUGGCUUUAUGUUCGGCAGCUAUGAUGAACUCAAUGAUAUUGGAUAUUGUCUGUGAAGAUAAUUGUCGAGUAUAUGGGCGAUUAGCUAUUGUUAUGUACUAUACCUAAUCUAGUAAUUUUCCUUUCAAUGAGAUAAAAGUGUCUAUGAACAUAACUAAAAGGUAUAUUUAAAAUAAAAAGUAACUUAAUUUGGUCAUUCACAUUAAUUUAUAUUUCAAAAUUAACUUAUAACUAAACUUAAUUACUUUUUUUUAAGAUACUUAACUUAACUUAAAAUACGUAGUUUAAAAAAUUGACUAACUUGUCCAACAUUGUUGGAAUGUUACUAUUGUGGUAUCGUGAGUCACUUCAAACCUACUUAUAAAUAUAAAAAUUACUGAAAUUAUUUUAUAUUUGCUCAAUGUUCAAAAAUGAGUCAUUAAAAAAAAAAAAUCUGUUUAAAUUAAAUAAGCAAAUAAUAAUGAUUGAGUUUUAAGUUUAUACAGGAUCAGCUUUUACUGUAUGUCUUUAAAGUACUAUUUUAUACGUCUCUACUCAACAAGUAAUAAACUAAUUAAAUUAAAUUAUCAUUAUCUAUAACUUAGAUUUUAUACAUUCAAUUGUAAAAUUUAAAAAAAUGAAAUCAUCUUAAAUCUAAAUAAGGGUCGAUUUUUCAAAACUAUGCCCCACUCUUAGAGGUUCUAAGAAGUUCAAAAACUUAGUAGAAUAAUUUAUUACUUGCUCUUGAUAGAAAACUGUAUCCAUGGAUUCAUUGGCAUAAUGUGGGCCAUGGGGGAGUGGCUAAGGGAGCACUUACCCUCUGACAUUUUUGAGAAAGUGCAAAAGUAUCAACCCCUCCCCACAGGGUAUUUGGACACUAUAAAUCUACAUUUUUGAAAUUAAAAAUGAAUGCAUUACAUUAAUUAAAAUAUAUUUAUUUUUUCUAAGCCAUGCAAUUAAUUUUAUGUUUUAUGUACAAACAAUUAGAUGUACUUAGAAUAAAAAUAUAUUAUCACCUCACGGUUUUAA
Messenger RNA from Aphis gossypii (cotton aphid), 8817 nucleotides. Its product is annotated as metacaspase-3-like. Lineage: Eukaryota; Metazoa; Arthropoda; Insecta; Hemiptera; Aphididae. The record is from RefSeq and is a predicted model, not a curated record.